CAAAACUAUUAUGGCCUGAAAGUAGACUAUAAAACUGUUGUGUUUUUCACGUUUGACUUUUGAUUGACAUUCUCGUCGUCUGCUCUGUUGAUUUUUAUUCAAAUGAGAUUCAGCUCCUACAUCGUGUGGAAAACGUAGAAAAAUAUUAGCACGAGAUUUAAAACCUGCCAGCAUGUCAGGGACACAGUCUAUGAAUCAAGCAAACAGACAGCCUAAGUCCCGAAGCCGACGCAAGGCUAAACAGAUCGUCAUCCCCGCCGACCCGGACUCGGCUGAAGCCGACAGAGAAGAUGAGGAGGGCAUUGUCAAGAAAUCAACAAGUCAGCGCAAGAAAGCCGCUCCGCUGAAGACAAGGAAUGGCUACCAAAGAGAUAAAUCCCCCAGGACCAGGAGAAAAAAGACUGUGCGUGAUGAUACGGAUGAAGAGGAGGAGGAGGAAGACGUGAAUAGUGAUGAGAACGAUGAUGAUGAUGAUGAUGACGAUGCUGAUGAUGCCCAGGUCGAUGAUGAAUCUUUGGGAUUUUUCUUGACGACAAUUAGCUAUGUUGUAGGAGUUACUCUUGCAUUGCUGUUGGGAUAUGCCUACUAUACCUGCAUCUACACAAUACAUGAAAAUCACCUCUGGUUUAGCAGCAUCAUGGUAAGUCUGCUUCCCUUUUUAUUCUUAUUAUAAAAAUAUAACACAGCUGUUUAGCAUUUACAGAUUGUCACUACACUACACUAGUUCAAAAAGCUCAGCCUGAUUAGGGUUGCAUACAAAGUGAAAAUCAUUUGCGAUUGCUUAGAAUAUAUGUGGAAGUCGUGUAGUCAAACACAAAAUUUAUACUACAUACAUACAUGUAAUUUAUUCAUAUUGUAGAGUUGGGAAUACCUCUCUCUCUCUCUGAAAAAAAAUUACAACUGGAAGUCAGCAUACAAAUGUAGAACCCCCCUCCCCCAUUCAAGUGGAAUUUCACCUGAUAAUAAGUUGGUUUUAAUGAAAGAAAAAUAAAUGAUCAGAAAAUCUGUUAAAAUUGGCUUUGAUGAUGACGUUGGUGGACUGGUGGUUGAUGGUGUUGAUGGUGAUGGUGUUGGUGGUGAUGACGAUGAUGAUGAUG
Lytechinus variegatus (green sea urchin) is the source of this 1097-nucleotide messenger RNA. Its product is annotated as nucleolin-like. Bases 173 to 673 code for a protein of 166 amino acids. The record is from RefSeq and is a predicted model, not a curated record. The transcript is spliced from 2 exons. NCBI's taxonomy places the organism in Eukaryota, Metazoa, Echinodermata, Echinoidea, Temnopleuroida, Toxopneustidae.